AUGCCACAGCCUACAGUACCUGCCAAACGACCGGUUGAUGACAGUGACGACCCAGACUAUACCAGCGAAGAUUUCUCGGAUCCAAAGCCUCACACCAGGAGGAAGACGAGGCAAAGACUACCAGCAAACAAGACCAAGCCCAAUAUGAUUAUUGAUAGGCACUUGGACACCCGCGAGUCCGACUCUACAAGUGAGAUCGAUGUUGAUAGUGAUCCAGAUGCCGGGGACAUCACAGCCGAUGGCGAAAUAACACCAUAUACCCCACGACGCAGAAUGAGACGAUCAGGUCUUUACCGGCGCACGUCUAUGCAGUCUCCUUCAAAGCACUCAACAGCAGCUGCCACCCAAGGCCCCAUCGACAGGGGCGUCUCAGAUGCAGUUAGACCUGAGGCAAAUGAGAACAUUGAUCGAUGUGUCCCUCCCGCGCCGCCGGCCAAACAAAGCGAACGUCUUCACAAUUCCAGCAAGGGUCUAAUGAAAUUACGGUCAAGGCCUUCGAAUCCGGGGCCUUCAAUUCCAUCCGCCCAGCGACAAUCUUGUCCCUUGGUUCUAAAGCUUCCAAUGCCUGAACCCAGGAAGGGUCGAUCUCAGGUAGCAACACACUCGCCCGCCGUCCAGACUCAACCAGACAGAAGUAUGGCGGAAGAAACAGUCAACCGGUUAAACGCCAUCCGGCGAAAGUGGGACUCAUCCGUCGGUCCAUCCUCAAACCGCACUAUAUCAGUGGAAAUACCUCCCCUCUCUCGCACUCAGCCCGAUUCUGCAUCUGCUUCGGAUACCUCGACUUCUAGCACCGAAGAUUCCCCCGCAGUGUCAUCGUCCCUCACCGGUACUACCGAACCUAUCAUACACCAAAGACAUGGGCAGGAAAGUAUCACUGCCGCAUCUGAGCCGGCUGAAAGAGGGGAUGAUUAUGCUCAACCUCCAACACCAGAAACUGGCGCCGGAAACACCAUUAGCAAAUCCACAACCCCGACCGCGUCAGCCGUGGGUGCAGUAGAGCCUGGGACAGAAACAGAUGAUGUUGCCGCGGGUUAUCGGUGCCCAGACCCAGCCGCUGAACCGAAUCGAUAUCGCUUCUACAGCGAAUUAAGAUCUAGACUUGCACGAGAAGCUGCCAGGCAUUCAGGAUCCCUAGCUGAGAGGGCACAACUAUUAGCAAGAAACACCUGCAUUGCGCAAAUAUCGGCAGAUUCGUACGCGGCACAGGCGGGAGCAUUGGCUGUCGAGAUUAAAGGGCUCGAAGCUCGCAGGAAAGAUGAGAUUGCUGAUUUCACCCGACAUAUAGAUGAUCUUAACAAGAUGGUAGACCGGUACGAGUGCCAGAUCGAGAAGCUCAAAAGAGAUGCCGUCGAUCCUAGGACAAUACAUGAGCUGAAGGCCACGUUAGAAAAGCGUGACGAGGAGCUCCGUGUCCAGAAUGCCCGGGCUGAGGCCCUCCUGCAAGGAGUUACAGAGCGCGAUAUUCACAUAAGCGACCUUGAACAGGGCAUAGAAACCCUCAGCAGGCAGGUCAAAGAGCGUGAUAACCGUAUUGAGGAGUUCAAAUCGCUUACCGGUAGUAUGGAUCUCAACCAGAUGGUGGAGAUGGUUUCAAAGAUUCAGAAAUGGGGAGUUGUUGAUAAUUCAAAUACUUCGGCUUCAUAG
Aspergillus versicolor CBS 583.65 is the source of this 1647-nucleotide messenger RNA. RefSeq lists its product as uncharacterized. The record is from RefSeq and is a predicted model, not a curated record. The transcript has 2 exons. NCBI's taxonomy places the organism in Eukaryota, Fungi, Ascomycota, Eurotiomycetes, Eurotiales, Aspergillaceae. Bases 1 to 1647 code for a protein of 548 amino acids.